AUGGCAGACUCUUUACCUCCCCUAUCUCCUCACGCAAAUAUUCAUUCUGAUCCCAAACCUAGCCAGGAGUCAAGAGAACCUCACCUGAAGGAACCUCGCAAGUCGAAGGAUAUUUAUCGCCUAAAUUCCAAAGCUGCUCGCAACGAACUCGCUCAGCAUUAUUCACACAGUUCACUAAAGCCGCCAACAGAGUUCUUUGGUACAUCUCUACCUUCCAUCAUUGGCCCCGACGUCGUUCGUGAAAUCAUGGUAGAGCUGUAA
Molecule: messenger RNA, 261 nt
Organism: Marasmius oreades (fairy-ring Marasmius)
Lineage: Eukaryota; Fungi; Basidiomycota; Agaricomycetes; Agaricales; Marasmiaceae
Exons: 1
Coding region: 1-261 (86 amino acids)
Source: RefSeq, a predicted model, not a curated record